GGUCAAAGUACCUCAAAGUUGUACUUGGAGGAGGAGUUAAGAUGUAGGUGUAGAUGUAUGUAAGGCUUUCACUUCUCCUCCCAGUUCACCCAGAGGAGCCACCAUGCCCAGUCUGCCCACUUUACCCAGAAUGCCAAGUUUACCCAGUCUGCCCAGUUUGCCCAGAGGAGUCACUAUGCCCACUUUACCCAGAAUUCCCAGUCUGCCCAGUUUACCCACUUUACCCAGAGGAGUCACUAUGCCCACUUUACCCAGAAUUCCCAGUCUGCCCAGUUUACCCAAUUUACCCAGAGGAGUCACUAUGCCAACUUUACCCAGAAUGCCAAGUUUACCCAGCAUGCCCAGUCUGCCCACUUUACCCAAUUUACCCAGAGGAGUCACUAUGCCCACUUUACCCAGAAUGCCCAGCAUGCCCAGUUUACCCAGAGGAGUCACCAUGCCCAGUGUUCCCAGCAUGCCCAGAGGAGUCAGCAUGCCCAAUUUUCCCAGAAUGCCCAGCAUGCCCAGUUUACCCAGAAUGCCCAGGGGGCUGUCGCUGCCGAGGGCCGCCGCCGCCGUCUCCACCGUUUCCCAGACUCCUCGGAGGCUCCUGCAGGACUGCUGCUCUGUGCUGGACCACCAGACACCUGGAGGUGUGUGCGGUUGCUGCUGGGCGUUGCGUCCUCGGUACAAGCGGCUGGUUGAUAAUAUUUUCCCAGAAGACCCCGAGGACGGUCUGGUCAAAGCCAACAUGGAGAAGUUGACGUUCUUCGCUCUGUCGGCUCCGGAGAAACUCGACCGCAUCGCCGCAUACCUGUCGGAGCGACUGACCCGAGAGUUGAACCGCCACCGCUACGGGUACGUGUGCAUAGCGAUGGAGGCGAUGGAGCAGCUGCUGCUGGCCUGUCACUGUCAGAGCAUCAACCUGCUGGUGGAGAGUUUUCUCAGCACGCUGCGUCUGCUGCUGGAGGCCGACAGGCCACACCUCCACAUCCUGGCUACCAACGCUUUUGUGAAGUUUGCGAACAUCGAGGAGGACACGGCGUCGUACCAUCGCAGCUACGACUUCUUCGUGUCUCGCUUCAGUGAGAUGUGUCACUCCGAACACGAAGACGCCGACACACGGAACAAGAUCCGUGUGUCGGGGAUCCGGGGUCUGCAGGGCGUCGUCAGGAAGACGGUGGACGACGAGCUGCAGGUGAACAUCUGGGAGCCUCGACACAUGGAGCAGAUGGUCCCCGCUCUGCUGGUAAACCUGCAGCAGCACACACACACCGGCAGCGGUUCCCCGGCGGAGCAGACCGAGGUGUGUUUCAGAGAGCUGUUGGGUCGAGCUGCUUAUGGACACAUCAACAACGCUGUCAGACCUGUGCUGAUGCACCUGGACAGUCACAGUCUGUGGGAAGGACGGAGCUUUGCUGUUCAGUGUUUUCAGAUCAUCAUGUACUCCAUCCAGUCCCAACACUCUCACCUGGUGAUCCAGCAGCUGUUGGGUCACCUGGACGCCAACAGCCGGAGUCCAGCUUCGGUCCGAGCCGGGAUCGUGGAGGUUCUGUCUGAGGCCGCUGUGAUAGAAGCUACUGGAUCUGUAGGUCCCACAGUACUGGAAGUGUUCAACACGUUACUGCGACAGCUCCGGCAGAGCGUCGACUACCAGCUGACCGGUUACUAUGACAACGCCGGAGAGCACCGGACCACCUCCGCCGAAGAGAAGACGCUCCAGGACGCCGUCAUCAGAACCAUCGGAUCCUUCGCCAACACGCUCCCCGUCUACCAGAGGUCAGAGGUCAUGCUCUUCAUCAUGGGGAAGAUCCCUGUUCCUGGUAUCUACCCCGCCCUGGGGUCACCCAACGCCGGGGUUGAAGGCAGCAGGAUGAUCCAGGUGAUGCUGCUGAAGUCUCUCCUCCAGGUGUCGGAGCGUUAUGACAGCAGUAACCUGUUGACGGCGUUGCCCUCCUCCUUCCUGGAGCCCCUGCUCUCCUUCACCCUGAUGGAGGAGGAGGAGAUCCGCCUCCUGGUCCUCUCCAUCCUCACCUCGCUCCUCGACAGACGCCACAACGCCGCCAGACUCACCUGCCCCAGCGUGACCUUUGACCUGUCGCUGUUGGAGCUGAAGGAGGACCGCUGCUCUCGACAGGACAACCUGUUCAUCAGGAAGCACGCUCAGCGUCUCUACAGACACGCCUACCUCACCUGUCGGGAGGAGAGCAGUGGGCGGAGCCACUACCAGGCCCUCUUCACCCUAUUGGCUGUCGUCAGUCUGGAGCUGGCCAAUGAGGAGGUGGUGGUGGACCUGCUCCGCCUGGUCCUCGCUCUGCAGGAGCUGGCGUUGUCCAAUCAGGAGAGUCUGUCCGUGUUUAACCGCUGUGGCGUUCACGCAGUCUGCGCCGCUUUCCUCCACCUGUUGUCCCAACUGGGUCCGCCUCCAGCUCUGCACCAACACGUCAGCCAGGUGAUAGAGCGUCGUCAUAGCAACGCGUCUCACCUGCUGCCUGAGGUUGUGUUCUCUGACAAACACAGGCUUCCAGAAGGUGAGCUGAAGGUAGACGAGGCGUUUCUGUUCGUCCAAUCAAAGAUCUGCGAGGCUCUGACAGGAAGCAGCUACAGCGCACACACCGAACGCCUCCACACGCCGUACACACCUCAGAUUACAGAUGAGGACCGUCUGUCUAAGAGGAAGAGUAUCUGUGAUGUCAUCUCUCUGCAGAUAGACAUGGACCCUCAGUACUGUCCUGAUGACCAGCAGAAGCCUCAGAUGGAGCAGAUCACCUUUGAGACCCUGAAGAGCACCAUCGAGGACAGAGGAGGUGAGGAGGAGGAGGAGGAGAGGAGGAGGAGGAUGCAGCUGGUGGAGAGGUUUCAGAAGGCCCCCUUUGAGGAGAUCGCCGCUCACUGUGGAUCCAGGUCGUCUCUGCUUCACGCUAAACUGGAUCAGGUCUUUGAGCUCAUCGUUCGUCCUCCUCCGUCUCCGUCCGGACUCUCGCCGCCUCGCUCCACUCCUCUCUACGAGAUGAAGUUUCCUGACCUGUGUGUCUAUUAGACGCCGUUUCCUCUCCUUCUGUUGUCUGAUUGAAAUAUCU
Anoplopoma fimbria (sablefish) is the source of this 3059-nucleotide messenger RNA. RefSeq names its product protein EFR3 homolog B-like. The record is from RefSeq and is a predicted model, not a curated record. NCBI's taxonomy places the organism in Eukaryota, Metazoa, Chordata, Actinopteri, Perciformes, Anoplopomatidae. The coding region runs from base 104 to 3019 and encodes 971 amino acids. Gene Ontology annotation, biological process: protein localization to plasma membrane. Gene Ontology annotation, cellular component: plasma membrane. The transcript is spliced from 22 exons.